This is a messenger RNA of Symbiodinium necroappetens, 1680 nucleotides long. Lineage: Eukaryota; Dinophyceae; Suessiales; Symbiodiniaceae. The record is from the annotation of a GenBank genome assembly.
AUGGGCGUGAUUUUGAGACUUUGCAUCAGGUGUUUUGCAGCGGGAGCAGCCGCCAACUCCUGGAACCUCGCACGAAAGGUUUGGAUUGCGGCAGAGGUGCCCAAGCAGGUUCGCGGGCGCAUUACUGGAACUUUGACUGGCAUGAGUCGGUGGGCUGGGCUUUUUGGUGCGUUGUUGGGAGGUGUCGUUGCGGAGAUCAACACUCGAGACAUCUUUCUCCUGCAAGCAGCCUUCUCCUCCUCUGCGCUAGCGGUUCUCCUGGCGUACCAGCAAUGCCAAAAUCGGGAGCUUUCGGAAGACACGGGCCGAAAGUCUGCCCGUGAGAAGCUUGCUCAACAGGAGCCGGCGCAUUCCAUCGCGGAAGUUCUUCACGCAUCCUUUUAUGGGCUUUGGACUGCAGGCACUUAUGCGCUGAUGCUGAACGGCUGUCGGCAGACUUGGCUCAUUCUGCUCCCCAUGCAGGGCCGUGAGGCUGGCCUAAGCAAAGCAACCAUUGGUGGCCUCGUGGCGGCUGGCAAGUUUGUAGAUGGGCUCGUGGGCAUGACAAUCAGUGGGGAGCUCAUGGACCGUUGGGGACGGCGCAGCGUUGGCGCCCCGGCGAUGAUCAUCAUCUCCCUGGCGUACUGGCUCUCGGCCACGGCUUCGGGAUGCUGGGGCAUCUUCGGUGCCUCGCUACUCUUCGGCCUGGGCAACGGUCUGACCGGUGGAAUUGCCAGCACACUCUCGGCGGAUUUGGCACCCAGCUGGGCACGGGCACAGUUCAUGGGCCUGUGGAAAAUGGUGACGUCCAAUGGAAGCCUCCUUUUCCCAAUGCUCUUCGGGCUUCUAGCGAGUCAGCUGCACUCCUUGGACAAGGCUACGUACCUGCUCCAGCUGUUGGGUGUUGCCGCUGCCUUGUGGCUGUGGUUUCUGGUGCCGGAGACCUGCAGAGACAUUCGAGACGGAGCUGUCCAGAAAGACGGCAAGGAGAGCCUCCUGAACGAGUCGGACAGGCAAAACCUCGAUCUGAAUGCUCGUGCAGAUCUUGGGACCACUGAUGGCGAGCCUGUCUCGCCUGUCUCACCCACUGCUGGCGAAGCCGUCUGCAGAGACCCAGGGAAGUUACAGACCGCGCUGGAGGCAGCACAAGGCGUGCUGCUGGAUGUGGAGGUACAGUGGGGCCAGGGCGAGCUCACCAAAAUCUCCCCCGAAGCAGCUCCAGCAGCUGGAAUCGCGCACGUGAAGCCGAACAAGGCGACCAGGUUUGUGGACGUGUCAGACGCCACAGCGGGCCAUCCUUUGAGUGUUCCAGGAGGCAAAAGAGAUUGGGACGAUGAAGACACGGAGGUGCUGCGAGAUAUAGUACCAGCGGCCCGCACUGUGCCGCCGAGCAAGACGGGAAUCAACGGCUGGGUCAGCGAAGGGGAAGGCGCAGUACCCGAAGGUCAAACAGAAGUCCGGAAGACGCUUCUUCAGCGAGCUGCAAGCUAUUUCAACUGCUUCUCGACUGAUGAUGACGAGGACAAACGCAGGAAGAUGAGGAGGGGCACGCUGUACCACGCGCAGGUAGAAGAGCAGGAAGUGAAGCUGGACGAAGAGGUGGGCAUGGGCAUGACCUAUUCAUGCCACGUGAACAUCCUCCAUUUGGCCAGAGUCAUAAAGGCCAACAUUCUAGAAGCGUUGCAGUAUGUUGCAGUUUAA